This is a messenger RNA of Paramormyrops kingsleyae, 2481 nucleotides long. RefSeq lists its product as uncharacterized. Lineage: Eukaryota; Metazoa; Chordata; Actinopteri; Osteoglossiformes; Mormyridae. The record is from RefSeq and is a predicted model, not a curated record.
GCGCACAUAGAACGAAAUUUCAGACAUUAAAGCACCACUGAAGAAGAGAAUUGUUCCUCGUUUCCGAAUAUACUGUUCCAGGAUCAGUGCGACACAGCUAAAAAGCGAGCAGUAGCCGGGAACGACAACAGUUAAAAACGGAGAGAGGCUUUUAAGUCAAAGUCCUAACUCUUAAGGGGAGAAAAUGUCAAGAUGUCUUCAGAGGAAUAGAGAAUAAAAGCUGACCAGCAGCAUCACUGACCAGGAAGACGGAGGGAUGGAGGGUGACCCCAGCAAGGAGAGCGAUGGCCUGCACGAGGUGCAGAUGGUGGAGGUGGCCCUGGAGGCGCCGCUGGUCGAGAUCGUGGAAGUUCUGCAUAAAGCCCAGAGUGAGGGACUGGGCCAGGCGACAGUGCUGGCCCUGGGCCAGGCGACAGUCGAAGGGCUGGGCCAAGCGCUCGUCGCUGGGGUGAGCCAGGCACAGGUGGAGGCGGUGUCCAACGGGCAGGCUGUGGAGCAGACUGUGGUGAGCGCCGACGGGACUGGCCCCCUCCUGAAGAUGCCCUUUGCUCAGGUGGCGUCGCUUCUGGACCCCAACAUGAAGAGCUCCAAGGCGCUAAAGUACCAGAUCCACUACGAGGAGGUGAAGAGGCGGCUGGAGGCGCCCGAGAAGAUGUCGCUGCGCUCGCUGGCGGCCUACACGCGCGUCAGCCGCGGGCCGGCCAGCAGGAAGGCGCUGCUGGAGGCGCUCAGCUCGUUCGGGCUGUCGCCCAGCACCACCACUGCCGUGUCCAGCUCCUUCUCCAAACUGACGGAAGGUGACACGGCUGCCCUUUGCAAGGAUGUGAAGGAGUUUGCUUCCCAAUACAUGGAUUAUGACAAUGUGGCAAAGCAGCUACUUCCCGAGACCAAUCAGGUGCAACACUGGUCCAAAAUCAUCGAGACAAGGAACUAUCUCGAGGAAAUGAGGAAGUCAUUCCAUGACCCGGUGAACAGCAGGACGUUUAACAACGCGACUCACGGCUUUGGGGCCGGCAUGAUUGACGUGGCCUUUGAGAUGAUUGACCGUGUCAUCGACAAGCAGAUCCGGAUCCUCUCGGGGGAGGUGGAUCCUAAGGAGAACCAGGGUGGGGACACCAGGGUGAGGAAGCGAAGAGCCAGGACCAAGAGCGACGUCAAGGCCAAGACCAGAUGUGCCAAGGUCAAGAAGGAGGAGAGUCAGGGGGACAAAAAGACGAAAGCCAAGACAGGGAACCGGAAGCGGUCCAAAGAGCCGGAGGCGGUUCCCGAGGCUCAGCCGGAGAUCGAGAGCAGUGUUUUAACUCUGGUCUCUGUAGGUUACGAGACCAUCUCCAGUGGUCUGGAACCUGGAACGGCUGGUGUGGCCUAGCGAGUGUGCCCUAACCAGUGUGCACUAGCAAGUGCGCUCUAGCAAGUGUGCCCUAACCAGUGUGCACUAGCAAGUGCGCCCUAGCGAGUGUGCCCUAACCAGUGUGCACUAGCAAGUGCGCCCUAGCGAGUGUGCACUAACAAGUGUGCCCUAGCGAGUGUGCCCUAACCAGUGUGCACUAGCAAGUGCGCCCUAGCGAGUGAGCCCUAACCAGUGCACCCUGGACCACGAACUCCUUGUCCUUCCUGGUGGCACGGACACUUUUUAAAAAAAAUGUUUUUCGUUUUAUUUUUCAGCCGUUUUUCAGAAGAUAAAUGACAAGUGGUUUCUAGCCAAGCUGUUUGGAUUCAGAUACUUGCCUUUUUGUAAUGUCAUGUUUGUUCUUUUAAUGGCUGGUUUUGCUGGAGCUUGGAGACUGCUGUGUUAUUUUUUUACUCCCCAAAAUGAUGCGCUGUGGUUUCUGUCAGUGAUGUGACCAGGUCCGUGUCCUAUUAGCAACACUCAGGUGGUGGUGUUGCCUUAGUGGCUGGCAUCUUCAUGCAUUAAAACAUGCAUCUGUGAUGCCGGCUUAUUCUGAAUCCUCACACUCAAUGUCUCUAGUUUAAACCCUUCAUCUCGCAAAAUAUCUUCAGGUAUCUAAUGUUAUAGUCAGCAGGAAACACCCACGAGACUGAUGAUGAUUAAACUGGCUCUAACUGGGUUACAGCUAAAUAUGUUUCUGACCAUGGAUGUAAUGUUUCUUAAAAAAAAUCUAAUGCUGAUUGUAAAUUAUAUUUCUGGUUGUGAAAAAACCUGCCCGGUCCUGUGUGGUUCUGCGUAACCUCUUAAUCUAGUGUUUAACUCACAUGAGUGCAGGGCCAGUUAGUUAGGUUAAGGACCAUGUGAUUUUUAAGCAGGGAUAUUUCAGAACAUUAAAAACAUUGUUGACUCAGCUGUCUUAUCACAGACUUGAGAGGCCAGCAGAAUGAUUCGUAAAUUAACCAGUGAUGCGAGGUGGGGUUAGAGAAUAAUGCACUGAAAUGUUGCUUUUCCUCAAUGCUGUAAUCUGGGAGGAUAUUUCAGAAGGUUGUCUAUGAGAAACUGUGCUGAAUAAAGCUGUUUUAAGACGUACA